AUGGCUACUCAAUUGGAGGCAUCGGGCAUCAAUGGGCUCCAAGAGGUUACCACCAGACCCAACGGCAUGUCAGAUAAGCCGUCGAGCCAAGUCCUCAUCGUCGGCGCCGCCGUUGUAGGCUGUUUGACGGCGAUCCAGCUUGCCCAAGCGGGCAUUGAUUCUGAAAUUAUCGAGAUGCUCCCGAAGUCCAGCGAUGAUCCUCGUUCGUGCGGGUAUUUUGGCGCCGCGCAGCUGUUCUUGGACGAGCUCGGAAUCUACAAGUUGAUGCGAAGCCAAGGGUUCAUGACACGCGGUCUAUGCUGGCGAACAGCCCCAAUCGACGACGGGAAAGGCGGCAAAAGGACAGGAGACAUCAUCGCUUCACAGCCGUUGUGUGCGCUCGAUGACACCGUGUUUCCCGUGGGCUCCGGACUGCUCAACCUCACGCAAGGUCAGCUGAAUCGAAUCUGCAUCCAAGAGGCUCUGAAGACAGGACGGGUUCGCAUACAUUUCAACACCCAGCUCGAGUCAGUUGACGAGAACACGGCCGACGGGGUCGUGGUGACGGCACGGGACGUCAACUCGGGUGAAACGAAGCAGUACCGCGGGAAGUACCUGGUGGGCGCGGAUGGCGCACGGUCCGCCACGCGAAAGGCGCUCGGCCUCGCAUUCCCCGGGUAUACAUGGCCUGAACGCCUCCUCGCAACGAAUGUCAUGGUCAUGAACGAAGAGGAGAUCCUCUAUCACACCCAUUAUGUCAUGAGUGAUGUGCAUUGGGCCGUCAUCACCCCUCUCCAGGACCCUGUCGUCGGUCAGUCGACGCUAUGGAGAUAUACCGUGGCUCUGGACCCCAACGACCCUCGGCCUGAUGACGAAAUCAUAUCCGAUGCCAAUAUCCUGAAUCAUUACGAAUCCAUCAUGGCCGGUCGGCGCCCAUUGCAAGUCGAGAUCCGAGCGCGAUCGAUUUACAACAUCCAUCAGCGUCUUGCACCGACAUUGCGAAAGGGAAAUUGCCUGCUCGCUGGUGAUGCGGCACAUGUAAAUAAUCCCAUCGGGGCAAUGGGUUUGAAUACGGGCAUGCUGGACAGCGAUGCGCUCGGAAAGGCGCUGAUCAUGAUUCUGAAAGAAGGCCGUUCGGACAGCGUCCUCGACAUCUACAACGACGAGCGCCGGAAGGUGUUUCAAUUCUUCGUCAACCCGACAAGCGCGGAGAACAAAAUGCGCGUACAUCAUCACCCUCCGGAGACAGCGGUGCGAGAUGACUGGUAUUUCCGCAUGAUGGCGGAUCCGUCGAAACUGACCGAGGAUCAACUUAAGGAGUCCAUGAAGCCGUACAUGGAGACGUGGAGGACGGAUAUUCGAAAACUGGCUAAGAGCAUGGCAUGA
This is a messenger RNA of Fonsecaea multimorphosa CBS 102226, 1365 nucleotides long. RefSeq lists its product as uncharacterized. The record is from RefSeq and is a predicted model, not a curated record. Gene Ontology annotation, molecular function: FAD binding. The transcript has 3 exons. Lineage: Eukaryota; Fungi; Ascomycota; Eurotiomycetes; Chaetothyriales; Herpotrichiellaceae. Bases 1 to 1365 code for a protein of 454 amino acids.